Molecule: messenger RNA, 322 nt
Organism: Trypanosoma rangeli
Lineage: Eukaryota; Euglenozoa; Kinetoplastea; Trypanosomatida; Trypanosomatidae
Exons: 1
Source: RefSeq, a predicted model, not a curated record
AGCUGAGACCGCCAUUGCCGUCGGCGGCGACAAUGAUGUUGGUGGUGCUGGCUGGAAGGGCGCGUUGGAGCGGUGGAUGCGGCAGGAAGGGUCUAUCGGCAAUGCGAGCGGCGCACCUGUUGGUCCGCGCCUGCUGCAGUAUCUACUAGACUACGUCUUUUCCCCCGCUGAGUGUGAAAGUCAGCGGAAGGGUGCGGCGGUGUUGGUGCAGCCAAGCACGGCACGGCGGUGGCUGGGGCUCGCGUUGGGAACAGCAUCCGAGGAGGAGGCUGCCGUAGAUGCCAUGAUGGCCCGCUACAUGAAGCGACACCGAAGUCCGUGA